UUCACUUUCUAUAUUUCUACAUUCACCCUUCGUUUGUCUUUCGCUGUCUCACACGACCUAUCCCAAGCACCUAUCCUUGCUACUCAUGUCGUUCAAUCAGCAAGUUAGACGUGAGGCAGGUUAUACACUUCGAGAUUCCUACACUCUCGCACAGUUCGACAGUCGACAGUAUAUUGAUGGGACUUUUGGAUGAAGAAAGAACAUUCACCAAAGAGUGGACAAGGAGCAAUGUCAAAACCUUGGCUGUGAUCAAAGAGUGUGCGACGUGUACAACAAAAACAAAAAAAAAAAAGAAUGCCAGCUGUGGGAACAGGUUCAUCAACAAGAUCCUCUCUCUACAAUCUUUACAACAUGAACAAUCCAAAAUUGAAUCCUUUCGAGCUCCCAGAAAUCAUCUUGCUUCUUGGUGACUUUCUCGAGCGAAAUGACCUCCUGAACUGCAUCCGCGUCUCCAAGAGCUUUCAUAGCACCUUCAUCAGGCGUAUAUGGAAAAACAUCCUUGUCGACGAAUACCAUUACGAAUCUAAAAGGAAAUAUCCUAUUGGCGAAACACUACAGAAACACAAGAAAUACAUUGAAGCGAUAAGAUUUCGAAGUGAUGAUCAACCAUACGAGAGUAUUAGAUUUAUGCAAAGUGUUGACAUUCCAGACGAGUAUUGGUCAUUGCAGGGAUGUGAUCGCCUCCAGUUCAUCGCAUUCGAAGGAUGGAGGUAUUACGAGCCGAAUAGACAUUUGAACCUCCUUCUCAAGAACCACAACUCUACCAUCACCAGACUUUGCUUGGACGAUGCUGAAACAUCGCGUGAACUCUGGGAGACAUUGCUGGGAUGUACCAACCUCGAGCAUCUAGAAGUAUCUUACGAAGAUAUAGACGACGAAAUCGAUGUAUUCCUCCAAGUGUGCAAGAAAAUUAAGUACUUGCACUUGAAUGGAGGAUCCUUAGGCCGGCUACCUGUCAGCUUCCUUAGUGUUGAGGACAGUGAUUAUAAUCUCUCGAAUAUGCACACACUAAGUCUUGGGGACAUCCGAAUAUUAAGGCAGCACCCGUACACAUUAGCAUAUUGCCUUGGGACGUUGGUCAGAAGAUGUCCAGGAUUGCGUGUACUGGAACUUCUUGAUAUCUACGAAUCAUUUGAAUCCCGAAAUGAGGGAGACGGCGAAAGUUUCUACAAGGAAGCAUUCCUUCAGCAUCCCUGGACUCAGGAUAACUUGUCAGAGCUGAUUUUGCUUGACGCGCAGUUAAAAGACGAGAACACGGCGAGAUUCCUCAGACGGAUGUCUGGAUUAAAACGGCUAGACAUCCCUUAUUGUGAACUCGGUCAGCUGUCUCUGCAGGAAUUACUAUCUGAGAAGCAAGAGGCUUUUGAUAAUGGACAAAUGGUAUGGAAGACAAGGCCGCAGAAGCUUUGUGAGACUGUUGAAAGAUUGGUGUUCAAUGUGCGCGGUGACGAUGUGGAUGGGAUUGCUCAAGCUAUUUUAUCCAUUUGUCCACUCCUGAAGAAGUUUGUGGGACCUAAAAUCACCAUGACAGAGAUUGCCAAUGGAGCAGAAUGGGUGUGCACUGGACUGACCGAAUUGACUGUUUAUCUGGAGGUAGACAUUGAUCAAGAGACUACUGAGGGCAUGGAGAAGACACGUAGUGUCUUUAAGCAACUUGGGAAAUUGACUCAACUACGGUCUCUUAAGUUAACAAAGCGGGACUCAAAUGAUAGCGAAACGCGGGCGCUGGAUUUGAGACUAAGAACUGGUCUAGAUGAGCUAGCCAACCUGAAGUGGCUGCAUGGGCUAACGUUCAACGACCGUCAUCGCCAAGAAAUAUAUCUUGAGGAAGCAACAUGGAUCGUGGACAAUUGGCCAAGAAUCAAGUACUGGAAUGGCAAGUUGAUAUGUGAUUUACUUGCGCCGCACAAUAUAUAUAUUGGGCAAAAAGACUGA
Messenger RNA from Lobosporangium transversale, 1935 nucleotides. RefSeq lists its product as hypothetical. Lineage: Eukaryota; Fungi; Mortierellomycota; Mortierellomycetes; Mortierellales; Mortierellaceae. The record is from RefSeq and is a predicted model, not a curated record. The transcript has 3 exons. Bases 295 to 1935 code for a protein of 546 amino acids.